Messenger RNA from Spinacia oleracea (spinach), 1053 nucleotides. Its product is annotated as protein OXIDATIVE STRESS 3 LIKE 4. Lineage: Eukaryota; Viridiplantae; Streptophyta; Magnoliopsida; Caryophyllales; Amaranthaceae. The transcript has 2 exons. The coding region runs from base 383 to 1006 and encodes 207 amino acids. The record is from RefSeq and is a predicted model, not a curated record.
UUAAUGACCCACUCCAUCUCCUGUUGUUUUUUUUCUUCUUUUUUCUUCUCCUUCUCCUUCUCCUUCUCCUCUCGUCCUUUAACCCAACAAACAACAAAUUCAAUCCAAAUCCAAACUUAUUCAGAUCAAUUCACUCAAUCAUUGAUUGCAUAAAACAUGAUGGAAGUAUAAAUUAGCUGAGUUCAUAUCUGGAUAUGAAAAUUAAUACUAUUUGCUGGAUUUCUAAGAUUAAAUUCAUCUUUCGCCGACGCCAAGGCGAAGGUUGAUUGUUAAUUUAUAAUUAUUUCUUCAUCUUCCUUUUUUUAAAAAUUUAUUUUUAGCUUUAGAUCUUCAUUUAGCAGCUGCAAGUACAUAUAUUUUGUUUGUUUGGAAAUUUGAGAUCAUGUCAGUGGUUGACUUGAUACCGGGAAAUUCAGUGGGAAGGGGAAAAUUAGAAAUAGGAAAUGGCGAGUUAAGUUCGGAAGAAGAUCUGACAACGAGAUCAGACGGUUCAACGGAAAGCUCAUCCAUCGGACAACCUGAUGACGAUGAUGUUACCGAUGAUGAUGAUGAAGAUGAAGUGCAGAGCACUCUGUCGUCUCUAGCCUCUCUUGAAGACUCUCUCCCCAUCAAGAGGGGAUUAUCAAAAUACUAUGGAGGAAAAUCGAAGUCGUACGGGAACCUGGGUGAAGUGAGUAACGUGAAUGAAAUAGGGAAAUCAGAGAACCCGUUUAACAAGAGGAGAAGGAGUUUAAUGGCUUAUAAUCUCAUGUUUAAGAGUGGUAGUAAACAGGAGAAAUUGAUGAUGAAUAAGAAGAAGAAAUCUGGAGGCUUAUUCUAUUCUCAUUCUAAUCACAUCUCUAUGCCCCUUUUACCCCUUGCCGAACAAGAUGACGAUGACAAUGACGACGAUAACGACGGUGUGGUUGAUGAUUCCUCCGAUGCCGAUGAUUACUAUACUACUACUACUGCUAGUAAUGUUAGUGUUGCUAAUGUUGUUUCCGAUGUUAAGGAUUGGCAUAGAUGAUAGAUGUAAUACCAAUUUCAUAUAUACCAUUCCUCCACUAUCAUGUU